This is a messenger RNA of Verticillium alfalfae VaMs.102, 2151 nucleotides long. RefSeq names its product WD repeat-containing protein. Bases 1 to 2151 code for a protein of 716 amino acids. Gene Ontology annotation, molecular function: protein binding. The transcript has 2 exons. The record is from RefSeq and is a predicted model, not a curated record. Lineage: Eukaryota; Fungi; Ascomycota; Sordariomycetes; Glomerellales; Plectosphaerellaceae.
AUGCGUCCACGGGCGAAUCAGGCCGUUCAUUCACAGGUCUAUCCUCCAGUUGCUUCCGAUCCCUCACAUGAUCAUGCCCUCGGGAUGACCUCGCCGGCUCUCGAAGGCGGUGUUCAACAUCUGAACCCUCAAAGCCGCCAAACCGGGACAGAGGCCAGCGCUUCAGCCACUGCCGGUCUCAAUCAUCACGAUGCUAUGCAUCCACAGCCUAUUGCCCCACCGAAUCUACCCAUCUCAGGCCUCAACACCGUUCAGACUCCCGCGCACUCAAUAUCAGUACCUGGUGAGCUGCAUGAGCUUCAAGAGUAUCAUGAGCAGAAUGUUGCCGACGGCACCGAAGGUGCUCUAGCACUGCAGGCGAAUCAUGAAGCAUUCAACGCCGUUCCCAUGGCGAUGCAGCAUACACAACACGUCAGCAUGCAGUUGGCUGACCCCCAUCUCGAAGGCCUGCUCGAACCAACCAACCCGGGUGCCACUUCGGGGCCACUCUCUCACAUUGAGACUCUUUAUCCCCCCCACCUUACCGAUUCACCGCAUGCCCCGACCGAUCCGGUGGUGGUGAACUCCGAAGACCAGUCCUUCCUUCUGACAGCCCUUCCGCCCGUACAGCCAGCACUCGGAAGUCUCAAUGCACCUGGAGCGCUCACGCUGGAUCUUCACGCACAACUGAAUCUGUUCAGCACCGCCCAGCCCACGUCUCUCGGCCCCGAGAACCAUGGCCUGAACGAGUUCCUUAGGAUAUGGGCACUGAGUGAUCGAUGGGGUUCUUCAAGCAUGCCAGGCCCUCGGCUGGAUAGAAUCAGCGCCCAACUGGCCGCUAAGCCCAUGCGUAUGAGCUAUGAAGAGCUUGACGGCGAAGGAAUGGAUUUUCAGGGCUUGGACUGGGAGGACAUAGGCGUGUCGCGCAAGUAUGCACGUGAGCGACGAAAACUUACCUACAAAAAUUAUACUAACAAGCUAGACUCCGACAAGUGGAAGAUCCGUCCCUUCGACGGAGCGAUCCCUAGUUCAGAGAGCUUCUACAGGUUUCGGCGCAUGGAUUUACGCCGGAACAUUCAUCUAGCACAUUUCCAACUACGAAAUGUACUGGCUUGCGCCGACCGAAGCCACGUCUUCUACCCGGGUAGGGAUGUGAUUCACCGCAUAAACCCCCUGUCUGGCCAUUCCGACGUGGCUAUGGAUUUGAGUGAUUUGCAUCACGUCCAAAUCUCGACACUCGAUGCUAAGCAUGACAUGCUUGUCGUCGGAACAUUCAACGGGGAGUACUGUAUGCGUAGUGUCCACUCGCAAGACCCGAGGUUCACGGAGGGCCAGGUCACCAACAACAGCAGUUGCAUCACGAAUCAUCUGCAGAUUCAUGAGUCGCGUCACUCGAGCAGUCCUUUGGUCGCAUUUUCUUCGAACGACCAAGGCUUCCGUGUCAUGGACGUCGCUUCGCAAAAGUUUACACUGGACACAAAAUUUAAAUUUCCCAUGAACUGCACCGCUCUUUCCCCCGACGGUCGACUACGCGUCAUGGUCGGCGACAGUAAUUCGGUUAUCAUAGCCUGUGCCGAGAGUGGCGGCCCCGUUCAAUGGCUCUCUGGCCACCGUGAUCAUGGCUUUGCGUGUGCUUGGUCCGAGGAUGGCUGGACGGUGGCAACAGCAGCACAGGACAGGAGCGUCAAAAUUUGGGAUGCUCGUCGAUGGACCAACUCGAGCGCUAGAGCCACACCUGUGGCUACAAUCCGAUCAGAGCUGGCCAGUGUUCGCGGACUGCGGUUUUCUCCAGUUGGCAACGGGCCUCCGGUACUUGUUGCGGCGGAAGAGGCCGACUUUGUCAACAUUAUCAAUGCACGCACGUUCCGUCACAAGCAGACGAUCGAUGUCUUUGGCGAAAUCGGCGGAGUAGGAUUCACAGAUGACGGCAACGAGUUGAACAUAUUGUGUACGGACCGUCACCGAGGUGGUCUGAUUCAGCUCGACAGAUGUAACUACGGAUCCAAGUCUGAAUUCGUAGGCUCUUUUCAGCCAAACGCCAUGGACGAUAUAUGGAGGCAGCCUUACCGGUCUGCACUACACGAUGAAGAAGGCUUCGACGAGGGCCUGACACGCGGUGGGCCAGCAGGUCCGCGCACCAGAUUAUACUGGGACGACAUGGAACCUUUUUGA